Messenger RNA from Aspergillus alliaceus, 2830 nucleotides. RefSeq names its product tRNA (cytosine-C5-)-methyltransferase. The record is from RefSeq and is a predicted model, not a curated record. Gene Ontology annotation, molecular function: tRNA binding; tRNA (cytidine-N5)-methyltransferase activity. The transcript has 4 exons. Gene Ontology annotation, cellular component: cytoplasm; nucleus. Gene Ontology annotation, biological process: tRNA methylation. Bases 45 to 2714 code for a protein of 889 amino acids. NCBI's taxonomy places the organism in Eukaryota, Fungi, Ascomycota, Eurotiomycetes, Eurotiales, Aspergillaceae.
UGUAACCUUAUUUUCCUCAAUUCAAAUCAUAUCUCCUCCGCGCCAUGGGUAAGCGUGGAAAGAAGGGUCAGGGCGGCCGUGGUGGUGGGCAGCGCCAAAACUGGAACGAUAUCCCCAAGACGAACGAGAAAUUCGAGCGCUUUUACAACGAGCAAGGAUUUAUUCCCGAGGAAGAAAGGGAGGAAUUCUGGGAGGCUCUCCGGAGAGAUCUCCCCAACAGUUUCCGCUUCACUGGGUCACGAGGACAUGCCCUCGCAGUCCAGGAGCGUCUUAAGGAAUUCUACAUCCCUGAAAUCACUUCGAUUCAGUAUGAGGGUAGCUUCGUCGAGCCGCCUCGCCCGGUCUCUUGGUAUCCCGAUCAGCUCGCGUGGUCGAUGACGACCCCCAAGCAGGUUGUUCGGCGUUUCGCCCCGUUCGCUAAUUUCCAGAAAUUCCUGGUCGCCGAGACCGCUGUUGGAAGUAUUAGUCGGCAGGAGGUUGUUAGCAUGAUCCCUCCGCUCUUGCUCGAUGUGAGACCUGGCAUGACCGUGUUGGACAUGUGCGCCGCUCCAGGUAGCAAAUCUGCACAGCUCAUGGAGAUGCUUCAUGCAGGCGAGGAAGAGUCAAUGCUUCAGGCUUCUAAAGAAGUGAAGGAGGGAAUUGCUGGACCCGAGCCUCUGGGACCUGAGGGCCUCAACGAUGAUGGUAGAACCACCGGUCUUCUCAUCGCCAAUGACACUGACUACAAGCGCGCGCACAUGCUUAUCCAUCAGAUGAAGCGACUCAGCUCCCCCAACUUGAUUGUCACGAACCAUGAUGCCACAAUGUACCCCUCAAUCAAACUUCCUUCGCCUCCCGGACCUAGUGGAAAAGUCCACAACAAAUACCUCAAGUUCGACCGUAUCCUAGCGGAUGUACCAUGUACCGGUGAUGGAACUCCCAGAAAAAACAUCGGCGUUUGGAAAGAAUGGACCCCUGGUAAUGCUCUGGGAUUGCACGCUACGCAAGUCCGCAUCCUUGUGCGUGCUCUGCAGAUGUUGAAGGUCGGUGGACGCGUCGUGUAUUCGACUUGCAGUAUGAACCCGGUUGAAAACGAAGCUGUCGUUGCUAGCGCCAUUGAGCGCUGUGGUGGUGCCGCCAAUGUGCGUAUUGUCGAUUGCAGCAGCGAAUUGCCGGGCCUGAAGAGAGUUCCUGGAUUGCGCUCUUGGAAGGUUAUGGAUCGCGAUACAAGGAUGUGGAACACCUGGGAAGAAAUCGAGGAAUACAGAUCACGUGAAGGUAUCAGUGGUCUUGGUAGAGUCGCCGCAGGCAUGUUCCCACCCACUGGUGAGAACGCGGACCUGCCCCUCGAGAGGUGUGUUCGUAUCUACCCCCACCUUCAGGAUACUGGUGGGUUCUUCAUCACUGUCCUGGAGAAGUUGUCCGAGAUUCGCGCCAAGCCAGAGGACUCCUCGAAGGUCAUUCCUAAAGGAACCGUGGCCGCGCUUGCGGAGGAACUUGAAUUCAAGCAGAAGCAUGGUAACGGGCAGCCCUUGGAGAAGAUUGAUACUUUAGAUGAUAUGGUUACUCCUGAUAAGGAGGGUGCAGAAGAGGCCCAGAAGAACGCUACUGUUGCAGAGGCUAGCCAUCAACCACCUUAUUCGGCUACUAACCAGAUGUCCCCUGCGAAAAGGGACGCAGAGAGCAUGGAGGAUGAGAUCCCUGCCAAGAGAACUAAACUCGACGGUGGUUCUGAAGUAGUUGUGGGUGAUCGACCCGUUCAUCGGCCGGCUCCUGUGGCCGAAUCGGAUAGUAUGGAUACAUCGGAUGUUACUUCUACACCGGUACCUCUUGAGACUGCUAAACCAGCAACGGGUGAAGUCAAGGUUCAGCCUCCCCAGAAACGGAAGCCCGGCCAGCCCAUCGAGGAGCCUUUCAAGUACUUAGAUCCUAAUCAUGUCGAAAUCCAACCUAUCUUCGACUUCUACGAAGGAUCAGACCGGUUCCCUAGAGAUCGAUUCAUGGUCCGCAACGCACAGGCAAUCCCAGCUAGAACGAUCUACUACACUAGCGCAUUGGCGCGCGACAUCCUGACCGCAAAUGAGGGACAGGGCAUGAAGAUCGUCCACUGUGGUGUCAAAAUGUUCGUGAAGCAAGAUGUGCAGCGCCCGGGUGUGUGCCCUUGGCGUAUCCAGACCGACGGUCUGAGAGUCCUCGAGCCAUGGCUAGGCUCUGGCAGAGCGGUUACCCUUAAGCGGAAGGAAACUAUGCGGAGACUGCUUGUGGAGAUGUUCCCCAAGGUCGACGAUGAGGGAUGGAAGGAGCUGGGAGAAAUUGGCGCGCGUGUGAGGGAUAUCCCGAUGGGUUGUAGUAUCCUGUACAUCGAGCCUGAUUCCUCUGAGACUGGCUUCAGCGAGCGAAUGGUUCUUCCGUUGUGGCGCUCUUUGCAUUCCGUUAACCUCAUGCUUCCUAAAGAAGAGCGUCGUGCAAUGCUUCUCCGUAUUUUCAACGAUGAUACUCCUCUUGUCAACAUCACCCAGAAGCGCGCAAAUGUCGACACCCCAGUUUCGUCGACCCCGGCAGCUGAGACAACCGACGCCGACAUCACUCCAGCUGUAGCCCCCGCCGAGGCAGAGGAAGAAGCCGUUAAGCAUGAAAACGAGGUUUUGGGGCAAGAUGAGCAGGAACAUGCCGAAAGCCGGGAGACAUGGCAAAAGGCUGGCGACGAGGAAGACCGGUUCAACACAACUGUAUAGAUUUGUAAUAUGACCUGAGAUCUGUCGGGAUAUAAAUAUAUUUGUGAAAAGCAUUGAAUGUAUUUUUUGAACAGAAAUUAUGAUGUUGCACGUAUACUUGAGGGUCUGCUUCAACU